Rotaria sp. Silwood1 is the source of this 1533-nucleotide messenger RNA. The record is from the annotation of a GenBank genome assembly. NCBI's taxonomy places the organism in Eukaryota, Metazoa, Rotifera, Eurotatoria, Philodinida, Philodinidae.
AUGCAUUGUUCUUCCAAUAGGAAACGGUCUGUUCAACAUCCAAGUGAAUAUGAAACAGCAAUUCAUACACCUAAACGUAAUCGACUGGAGAUGACUGGUAGCAAUAUUGGAUUUGAUUAUCAUUCUACCCAAUCUAAUCGGAAUCAACAGGAAAUUAUAAAAACAUCAGUAUCGACAACUAAUCAUUCAUAUUUCAAUACGUACCAUCAACCUAAGAAAAUUUCUAAUGACUCAUCAGCUCGCUUUCGACGUGAGUCAUCAAGACAAUCCUUUCCAUCAUUUCGUAUUAUAUUGCGAGAUGUUGAUAAGUAUCCAACAGCAGAAUUAAGUGUAAUUAAGGAGCUAAAUAAAUAUUUUAAAUUAAAUCUAACUUAUGGUCGUUAUGCAAAAGCAGCAAAUAAUCAAAUAUGCUUUUUACUUUAUACUAAUACAACAGCUCAGUUUGAACAUCUUAUGUGUGAAUCCAAUUGGCCGGAUAGAAUAUGCAAUAGCGAGUAUAUUUUAGAUUUACCAAAAAAGAUACCAGUAUCAUAUUCAAUAGUUGUUCUAAAUGUUCCAUCUCAAUGGAAUGUUGAAGCUUUUGGAAAUGAAUUGAAACAACAUUAUCCAUCAAUUGUACGUGUAGUACGUUUAUUUAUAAAAGGUGGACGUCCUUUAUCUAAAGUUAGGGUUGAUUUUUCGUCGUGCAAAGAACUAUCACCUAUACUUAAAUCUAAACGUAUAUUACUCGAUGAUAAUAAUACUGCAUAUGCAGUUGAACAAUAUGUACCACCAACUCAGGUAUUACGAUGUUACAAUUGUCAAGCGUAUGACGAUCAUAUUGCUGCUCAUUGCCCAAAUAAAAAUAAUCCAAUUUGUUUCCGGUGUGCCCAGCAGCAUCCCUAUAAUCCAAAGUGUAGUAAUCCUGUCCGAUGUGCUCAUUGUCAAGGUGAGCACAUGGCAGGCAAUCCUAAUUAUCCAUUUAAGUUAGAAAAACGUUAUGAAAAAAGCCAGCGGUUGAAAUUGUCAAACGGAACAAUUAAUUCAUCAGCUGUACAACGUAAAAAUGCCUGGACUACUAAUACACGAGAAAAGCUUUUUGGAAAUGAUAUAACAAAUGUAACACCAAUGACAUGUGCUAUUUCAUCAUCAAUGGUUAACGAUAACAACAACUAUCAAUUAGACAUUUCAAAUGUCUUAAACCAAAUAAAUAACACGAUGCUGGUUGUCAAACAACAACAAGAUGAACUAAAUAAAAAGUUCAGUUUAUUCGAAGUGAAUUUAAAUAGUUAUAGUAAUGAGAUGAACCAUAUUAAAUUUUGUAUAAAUGAUAUUCUAUGUCCACUUCUUAAAGAAAUUUCAAAUCAAGUCUAUUUAAAAGCAAAAGGUGUUAAUAAACAAACUAUUUCACCAUUACAUAAUAAAUUAGUGGAUUUUAUUUCAAAAAAUAGUAACCAUACCAAUGUUGACAAUUUAUCCUGUAUUAAUGCUAUCGUCCAAGACCGUGCAAUAUCCAAUAGCGUUUUCGAUCAUAUGGCAAGUGAUGAAUCCUAA